Messenger RNA from Epinephelus lanceolatus (giant grouper), 1163 nucleotides. RefSeq lists its product as uncharacterized. The record is from RefSeq and is a predicted model, not a curated record. Gene Ontology annotation, molecular function: DNA-binding transcription factor activity, RNA polymerase II-specific. Lineage: Eukaryota; Metazoa; Chordata; Actinopteri; Perciformes; Serranidae. Gene Ontology annotation, cellular component: nucleus. Gene Ontology annotation, biological process: regulation of transcription by RNA polymerase II.
CAGUCAGCGUUAGCGUUAGAUGUGUAGAAGUAACUGGGAGACGAUAUUGUGGUUGUAUGGAUAAUUUUGACCAUGUCUUCAGGGUAUCUGAGAGAGUUUGUUAAUGAGAGACUAACUGCUGCUGCUCAAGAAAUACUCGGAGUUUUUAAAUCAACUAUCGUCAAGUAUGAAGAAGAGCUCGACCGUCAGAGGAGGCUGUUGGCUAUCGUUUUGAAACCUCGAAUAAGGCUACACAGGAUAGAGCUCCCACAGCAACAUGUGUGUAAGGAGGAGGAGGUUCUCUCUGAGCAGCAGCUCUGUAUUCAGGAGAGGAACUCCAGUGUGGACCAGGAGGACCCAGAGCCUCCACAGAUUAAAGAAGAAGAGGAGGAACUCUGCACCAGUCAGGAGGGAGAGCAGCUUGAACUGAUGCAGGAGACUGAUGCCUCCAUGUUGAUUCCUACUCAUGAGGAAAGAGACCACAGUGAAGAUCAGACUCUCAACUUCAAUCCUAACGACACUUUUAAUACAGAGACCACCAAGACUGGUGGUAUCAGAUUCUAUGGGAUGUCAAUACUGAAAAUCCCCACGGGAACUCUGAAACUACGUUCUUGCAAAAUCUGUGGAAAGGAUUUCAUAAAUAGAGCUUGCUUGAAAGUCCACAUGAGAUCACACUCAGUUGAGAGGCUGUUUCCUUGCAUAACAUGUGGAAAAGAUUUCAGACAUCGUAGUAGCGUGAUGGACCACAUGAGAUUAGCUAACGCAAAUGAGAAGACGUAACCUCGCAACGGCUGUGGGAAAAGAAACUUUUAUGCAUCUACUUUGGCAAAGCGUACGAGGUCACAUCCAGGCAGGUAGACUUGUAUUUGCAUAACUGUGGCGCUUGAAGCAAAAGAUUUACUUGAACCAUGUACUUGAAGAACACAACAUAAGAACAUACACAGGAGGAACCAUCGAGCUGAAACGCCUGUGAAGACAUUUUCUUUUCUUUUUCAUACAUUUUAUUUAUGAACAUUUUUUACGUUCAAUACGUACAGGAAAAAAAGAAAAGCAGUACACGGAAAAAAAGACAAGUAUGAGGUCAUGGUAUGUUUACAAAAACAUGACACCCAUCCAUACAAUUUCAUCCGCUUAUCCGGGCCAGGUGGCGGGGGCAGCAGGCCGAGCAACGCACCCCAGACAUC